AAUUUCAAAUACAAUUAAAUCAUAUAAAUACAAAAUAAUUGAGCUCCUAAUCAGAGUUUCUCUUAUAAACGAUUUAUAUAUUUAAUUUAUUUGGAAAAUAAAAAAUAACAAACAAUUAUAAUAGUAUGGGGCUGGCUAAAACUAUUAAAAUUAUUUUCUCUCUAGCUUUUGUGGUGUUCUUGGCUUUUGCAGCAACCAAUGUUGAGGCAACAAGAUACAUAGGCUAUGAUGCCCUUCGUCAUGGAGAUCACGAAUUCGGUUGCAGUAAACUACACCCUCAAUUCUGCAAGAAGGUACAAGCCAAUCCUUAUAGAAGAGGUUGUGAGGCUAUCGAACGUUGCCAUGGUUAAUUUCUACAAAUGCCAUCCUCAUAUUAAUAUCAAAUGAUUAAUUUCAUGUGUUUGGUAUUUAUAUUCUUUUAUUGUUCAUGUAACUGAUUGUUACCCUAUUAUUUAUGAUAAUAUCAAUAAAAUAAUUAUAUUUAUGUUA
Raphanus sativus (radish) is the source of this 489-nucleotide messenger RNA. RefSeq names its product protein RALF-like 9. The record is from RefSeq and is a predicted model, not a curated record. NCBI's taxonomy places the organism in Eukaryota, Viridiplantae, Streptophyta, Magnoliopsida, Brassicales, Brassicaceae. The transcript has a single exon. Bases 126 to 350 code for a protein of 74 amino acids.